Molecule: messenger RNA, 913 nt
Organism: Rosa chinensis
Lineage: Eukaryota; Viridiplantae; Streptophyta; Magnoliopsida; Rosales; Rosaceae
Exons: 2
Coding region: 138-665 (175 amino acids)
Source: RefSeq, a predicted model, not a curated record
CUCGCACAAUAUUCUCCAGAUUGAUUCAUUCAAGAAAAUCACGAAACCAAGCCCAAAUCCUAGAACAGCCCACAGAGAUUAUUACCGUUGACAGCUAGGAAACUCCGACAGAAGAAGGUGACUGACCGUUGAUCUCCAUGGCAGACAAGGGUGAGGAAGAGCAAGACACAGCGGCGCCGCGGCCGCUGCCGCCCUCGUAUUACUUGGUGUUCCUCAGAAUCAUGAGCAAAAGGAGAACCUGGGUAUGUAUUUUUGUGCUAGUCUAUGCGAUCCUCUUAACUAGCUCAUGGAAUUUCCUCAAAUCCAUACUCUCCUGGUACAAAUUACAAGGCCAGCCUUCGCCGUCGUCAUAUGGGUGGCCCGCCCUCUACGCCUCCGUGCUCCUCGGCGCUGUUUUCGGGCUGCUCUCCAUGUUUGCAGCGCUGGCUGUGAUGGUGCCCGCCACUCUGGUUACGUGGAUUGCGAUUGUGGUUCUCUUGGCCUUCUUCGGGAAGCCCAGGACGAGUUUGGUCGUCGAAGGCAGGAAGAUUACUAGAGAGAUUGUUGGGAUUGUGUUCAAGAUUUUGUUGAAGGAAGGUAAUUUGGUGGCUGCUGUUUGUGCUAUUGUGGGCUAUUUUGCACUUUUCAGGAGGAAUGGGAAUGCUACCCCUGACCUCAUUGACUGAAUUUCUUUGCUAAUUUUGGUGGCUGUGGAGGAGGUUUCAAGGGUUUAGAGUUUGGUAAAGUUUCCCUUUCUUGCUCUGAGAAUUGAGAGAGGGUAGAGCUCUGAAAUUUGCUGUAACAUUAUACUUGUUUCCAUUUUAUUCUAUUUUGUCAUCUCACUGGUUUGUGUGAUCUGCUAUAUUUCUCCUUCCCCAAUCCAUCAAUUUUGUACCCUAUAAUUUUUAUAUCAAGGGUGAAUGUUUCCACGUAA